ACACUUCAAACAGGCGAAGAGAGCGAAUGCUUUGCUCGCCACGAGUGAUGCCCGACAGGCUACGCGGUGAUGCUAAUUAAAAAAUAGAACUAGGCGAGCACAUAAGCGCAUUGUGCUCAAUUUUAAAUAGAACGAGGCAGCAGAAAGUUGACAGAACUGUCUGGAAAGGGAAGUCCGAAACUGGAAGCCGCGAAGAGCGAAGCGCGAUGGCGUGUUCCGCACGGCGGCAUCGACUCGUUUACGCGCCCGCGCGACAGAUGGCGCCAGCCUCGGUGCCGCCGCCAGCCUCUCCCGGCGGCCGUCGGCGGCAGCUCUCGGGCCGCAGAGCUGCGUGGCUGUCCGUUGCGGGAGGGCGACGCUGUUACGUCAGCAGUGGUGCGCAUCGUACUUAUACAGGCUUUCCGCGCAGAGUGAUCUCUUCCUGAGGGAGUCAUCAUGGCGGACAAAGGGAAGGACGAUCAGUAUGGACGAAGUGACAGCUACCGGGUUGCGGUCAACCCGCGAGUUCCAGACGAUGGCAGAACACCGGACGGGCGGCCUAGGGCUCGGCGGAAGGCAGGAAAGAAGGAACAGGACUUGGAUGACCUCAAGCAGGAAGUUAGCAUGGAUGAGCACAAGAUCCCCAUUGAAGAACUUUACGCACGACUUGGCACGAAUCCAGCCACAGGCCUCACAUCGCAACAAGCUAGGGAAAUUUUCGAAAGGGACGGCCCCAACUCUUUAACACCUCCGAAAAAAACUCCAGAGUGGGUGAAGUUUUGUAAGAACUUGUUUGGAGGGUUCUCCUUACUACUGUGGAUUGGUGCGGUACUCUGCUUCAUCGCAUACUCCAUCCAGGCAGGCACAUUUGAAGAGCCUCCCGAUGACAAUUUGUACCUGGGUGCGGUAUUGGCCAUUGUAGUUAUUGUAACGGGUUGUUUCUCGUACUACCAAGAAGCCAGGAGUUCAAAAAUUAUGGAGUCUUUCAAAAACAUGGUUCCACAGUAUGCCAUCGUAAUCCGCGAUGGCCAGAAGCUGAACCUUCCCGCUGAGGAGGUUGUUGUGGGCGACAUUGCUGAGGUGAAAGGUGGCGAUCGCAUUCCUGCCGACAUGCGAGUUAUCCAAGCCCAAGGUUUCAAAGUGGACAACUCUUCCCUGACUGGAGAGUCCGAGCCUCAGACACGCUCACCAGAGAUGACCAACGAAAACCCACUGGAAACGAGAAACGUUGCAUUCUUCUCCACAAACUGUGUCGAAGGCACCGGCAUGGGUGUAGUGAUCAACACCGGUGACCGCACUGUGAUGGGCCGCAUUGCCAACUUGGCGUCCGGACUGGAGAUGGGCGAGACGCCCAUUGCACGGGAGAUCUCUCACUUUAUCCACCUCAUUACGGGUGUGGCGGUGUUCCUUGGAGUGACCUUCUUCGUUAUCGCCUUCAUUUUGGGCUACCACUGGCUUGAUGCUGUGAUCUUCCUCAUUGGUAUCAUCGUAGCUAAUGUCCCUGAGGGUCUACUAGCCACUGUCACUGUUUGCCUGACUCUUACUGCCAAACGAAUGGCUGCCAAGAAUUGUCUUGUGAAGAACCUGGAAGCUGUGGAGACCCUCGGAUCGACGUCUACAAUCUGCUCAGACAAGACCGGGACAUUGACACAGAAUAGAAUGACGGUGGCCCACAUGUGGUUCGACAACCAGAUCAUUGAAGCUGACACCACUGAAGAUCAAUCCGGCGUGCAAUAUGACAAGACCUCUGCUGGUUGGAAAUCCCUCGCCCGCAACUGUUGCCUCUGCAGCAGAGCUGAAUUCAAGGCUGGCCAAGAAAAUGUUCCAAUUCUCAAGCGUGACUGCACUGGCGAUGCUUCGGAAUCCGCCAUCCUGAAGUGCAUGGAACUGGCCAUUGGCAACGUUAAUGCCUACAGGCAAAGGAACCCCAAGGUGUGCGAGAUCCCAUUCAACUCCACCAACAAAUACCAUGUGACCGUCCACGAGACUGAAGACCCCGACGACCCGAGCUACAUCAUCCUGAUGAAAGGAGCCCCCGAACGUAUCCUGGACCGCUGCUCGACCAUCUUCAUCAACGGCAAGGAGAAGGUGUUGGACGACGAGCUCAAGGAGGCCUUCAACAACGCCUACCUCGAGCUGGGCGGCCUGGGCGAGCGCGUCAUCGGCUUCUGCGACUACAAGCUGCCCACGGAAAAGUACCCGCCGGGGUACCCCUUCGACGCCGAUGAGCAGAACUUCCCCCUCACCGGGCUCUGCUUCUUGGGCCUCGUCUCAAUGAUCGAUCCCCCGCGUGCUGCCGUGCCUGAUGCCGUGGCCAAGUGCCGCAGUGCUGGAAUCAAGGUUAUCAUGGUCACUGGUGACCACCCUAUCACUGCCAAAGCCAUUGCCAAGGCCGUUGGUAUCAUUUCUGAGGGAAACGAGACUGUUGAAGACAUUGCUCAGAGGCUUAACAUCCCAGUUGAAGAAGUAAACCCAAGGGAUGCCAAGGCGGCUGUGAUUCACGGCUCCGAACUCCGAGACAUCACCCCCGAACAGUUGGACGACAUAUUGCGAUACCACACGGAGAUUGUGUUUGCCCGUACCUCUCCCCAGCAGAAGCUGAUCAUCGUAGAGGGCUGUCAGCGCCUGGGUGCCAUCGUGGCUGUGACUGGUGACGGUGUGAACGACUCCCCAGCUCUCAAAAAGGCCGACAUUGGUGUUGCCAUGGGCAUCUCUGGCAGUGAUGUCAGCAAGCAAGCCGCAGACAUGAUUCUGCUCGACGACAAUUUCGCAUCCAUCGUCACAGGUGUUGAAGAAGGACGUCUGAUCUUCGACAACCUGAAAAAGUCCAUUGCCUACACCCUUACCAGUAAUAUUCCGGAGAUUAGUCCUUUCCUGUUGUUCAUCUUGGCCGAUGUGCCCCUGCCUCUUGGAACAGUCACCAUCCUGUGUAUUGACUUGGGAACAGACAUGCUGCCUGCUAUUUCCCUCGCAUACGAAACUGCCGAGAGCGACAUUAUGAAGCGUCAGCCCCGGAACCCGCUGAAGGACAAACUGGUGAACGAAAGGUUGAUCUCAAUCUCGUACGGCCAGAUUGGAAUGAUGCAAGCUGCUGCAGGCUUCUUCGUCUACUUUGUCAUCAUGGGCGAGAGCGGCUUCUGGCCAAGCAAGCUGCUCGGUCUGCGGAAGCACUGGGACUCCAAGGCGGUCAACGACCUCAUGGACUCAUACGGCCAAGAGUGGACAUACAAGAACCGCAAAACUCUGGAAUAUACCUGCCAUACCGCUUUCUUUGUCUCCAUUGUCAUUGUGCAAUGGGCUGACUUGAUCAUCUGUAAAACUAGGAGGAACUCCAUUCUGCACCAGGGCAUGAGGAACCAUGUCCUGAACAUUGGAUUAAUUUUUGAGACUGCCUUGGCUGCAAUCCUCUCGUACACGCCAGGCAUGGACAAAGGUCUCAGGAUGUACCCUCUCAAGAUCAACUGGUGGCUACCUGCAAUGCCAUUCUCCCUUCUGAUCUUCGUGUACGACGAAAUUCGUCGUUUCAUUCUGCGCCGCAACCCAGGAGGCUGGGUCGAAAUGGAGACCUACUACUGAACACUGCCCACGCGUAGACUUUAUCUUAUAUCUUUACCUUGUCUGUUUUUUUUCUUCCUUGUCUCUGUUUAUCAUCACUUUAUUUUUCUUCUGCUGGGCCCCCUCCCCGGGGGGCACAAAGGUACACGGCACUUCUGGCAUAGUAGCCUUAGUGUUGCUAGGGGGAGGCGAGAGAGAAGAAAUAAUCGUCUGCACCUUCAUAGUUGGGGAGGAAAGGGGUUAGAGGAAAAACUGACUGUAAGCGCGCGCCCGUCAAGUGGACAACGAAAGUAUGGCCACCGCCGUCGCCACCACCACCAUUUACCACCACCACCAUCCACCAACCACCAAGAUACCCCUUCCUUCCAGCCCCCCUUCCUUUUUCUCGGAACUGUAGUAUUCGCAUAAGAGUUUUUGGUGUAGAUACUGUUUUUCACCUUUUUUUAUUAUUAUUAUUAUUCUGCUUCUACUUCCGUACUACUUCAUCCCAUUGUCAGUCUUUUCUGUUAUUGUUUUUCGUGUGUGACAUACUUAUAUGGUUCCUUCAUUGGUGUCUUUCUUUUUUUUGUGUGUGUUCAGAGUAAAGGGAAAACAAGAGCAGGAAAGUGUAAUGAGACACGUAUAUAUAUAUUAUAUAUACAUAUAUAUAGUUUUCAAAAAAAAAAUGGUUUUGGGUGCGUCCUUACACUGCAACAAACAGCAGCAGCAGGUUUACUAGCAAGUUCACGUGCAAGUCAAAGUGAACAUUCCACUUUCGUGUCCCCCUUUUUCCCCAACCUCACCACUCGAAAAGGAAAGAGAAACUGCUGCCUCAAAUGGGGAGGAAAUUAUUGUCCCUUGUUCUUUCGGUUUCUUUUCUGGUUUUUCUUGUUUCGUCCUUUUUUUUUUUUUUUUCUUUCUUAGCCUUAUCAGACUGAGUCUUUCUCCUCCAUACAUCAGCAAAAAAAAAAAAAAAAAAAAAAGUAGAGAGGUGGCAAAGGUUCUGAAAGAGAAAACUAUGUUGUAAUUACUUGCACCCGGUGCAGCUAGGAAAAAAAAAAAUCCUUCGACAUUUUUGGUAGCGUGUAUUGUAGAAAAUUCAUACACUAGGUAAUGGUGAGACUAGAACAUGCCGACGUUGAGGUAAAUACUAACUUUUUGUGGCAGGUCGUUACUGGUAGUGUACGAGAAGUUUCUUGAAAUAACCAUUCAAGCUGUCUCGGUUGUUUUUUUUUUUUUUUCUAUCUUGUUUUAUUUGUGUUUUACACAGUCCAUUCUUGUAUUUUUGUCCAUCUCUUACGGGGGAACCAGGGCUCUAGAGAGAGUGCCGGUGUUUUGGGAAAAUGAGACGAACUGUAGGUCAGCACAAGUAGUGUGCUCUUAAAUGUCGGAGUGCUUUGGCAGGUUUUUACUUUUGCAAUGUCUUUGUUUCAUUAAAAAACUGCGGCAGUGUUAUUGGUUUGUUUUCAUGUGCUCUUGUACUUUCUUUGUAACACAUGCUUGCCCCAUUGUUUUUUUUUUGCCAGGGUUACAUGCACUAACUACCCACAACUAUGAAACAAAAAAUGACCGCUAAAGUUAAUUUUUUUACACCGAUUAGGCCGAAGUGUUGACUUGCACGCACCGAACCUUUAGAAACAUGUUGUGUUUGUUUUUAAACGGUAGCGGAAAUUUACAUUUGUUGGCCGACGAGCGUUUUCUUACACGUUUUUCCAUAACGUCCCAUUUCACAAUGGACUUGUAUAGAUUCAGAAUAUUGCUCUAGAAAGUUGUAAAGAACAUAUAUAUACAUAACAUAUAAAUACGUACCAAUUACAUUUUUAAUUGUGACUGUCAUACAUAACUUGGCGUGCUCAGUUUUGCAUUUGAGGGG
Messenger RNA from Ixodes scapularis (black-legged tick), 5386 nucleotides. RefSeq names its product sodium/potassium-transporting ATPase subunit alpha (gene Atpalpha). Gene Ontology annotation, biological process: potassium ion import across plasma membrane; sodium ion export across plasma membrane; proton transmembrane transport. NCBI's taxonomy places the organism in Eukaryota, Metazoa, Arthropoda, Arachnida, Ixodida, Ixodidae. The coding region runs from base 436 to 3555 and encodes 1039 amino acids. The transcript is spliced from 20 exons. Gene Ontology annotation, cellular component: membrane. Gene Ontology annotation, molecular function: P-type sodium:potassium-exchanging transporter activity; ATP binding; ATP hydrolysis activity. The record is from RefSeq and is a predicted model, not a curated record.